Molecule: messenger RNA, 470 nt
Organism: Adineta ricciae
Lineage: Eukaryota; Metazoa; Rotifera; Eurotatoria; Adinetida; Adinetidae
Source: the annotation of a GenBank genome assembly
AUGUGGAGUGGAAGAUUUGUUCGAUUAAAAAAUGAAUUUAUUGAAAUUAUUUUAACAAUACAACGAAUAAUAAUGAAUCCAUUAAUGAUGACUUUACAUUAUCUUUGGAUUGUAAUUACAUUUCAGGAAAAAAAUUCGAUUAAAAAUGCUAAAAAAUUAGCUGAGCAAGAUAAAAACAAUAAUGAACAUCGGAUGCCUAAUGAAUUUAUUCAAGGGGCAGCUGUUAUUGCAGAAACAGCUUCACCAUCAUUAAUUCUUCGUUCAGCAUUAAAAUUACAAUUUUGGAUGUUUUAUUGGAAUUUAGAACGUGAACGUGUUCAUUUAUCUCGAACACUUCCAGCAAGCUUAACAUCACCUGGUCAGUUAAUACCAGAAACAGCAAAAUUAAUACCGGUUUUAACUGAAAAAAUUAAUUUAUUAAACGAAAUUUUAGAUGAAAAUAUUCCAAUUAUUUCUCUACGUUCAUUACU